This is a messenger RNA of Dinoponera quadriceps, 462 nucleotides long. Its product is annotated as histone H4. Gene Ontology annotation, molecular function: DNA binding; protein heterodimerization activity; structural constituent of chromatin. The record is from RefSeq and is a predicted model, not a curated record. The transcript has a single exon. Gene Ontology annotation, biological process: nucleosome assembly. NCBI's taxonomy places the organism in Eukaryota, Metazoa, Arthropoda, Insecta, Hymenoptera, Formicidae. Gene Ontology annotation, cellular component: nucleosome. The coding region runs from base 35 to 346 and encodes 103 amino acids.
AAAUAUUUGGUGUUCGCCGUUUAGAUAGAUCAAGAUGACUGGUCGUGGAAAGGGAGGAAAGGGAUUGGGAAAAGGAGGAGCGAAGCGGCAUCGCAAAGUACUUCGUGAUAACAUCCAGGGUAUCACCAAGCCCGCCAUCCGUCGUCUCGCACGUCGUGGUGGUGUCAAGCGCAUCUCCGGCUUGAUCUACGAAGAGACACGCGGUGUCCUCAAAGUAUUCCUCGAGAACGUGAUUCGUGACGCUGUCACAUACACCGAGCACGCCAAGAGGAAGACCGUGACCGCCAUGGACGUUGUCUACGCUCUCAAACGUCAAGGAAGAACCCUCUAUGGUUUCGGCGGUUAAAUAUGCUCGUUCGACCGCAUCGCAAAAACAAUCGGCCCUUUUCAGGGCCACCAAUAUCAAACGUGGAAUUUUUUCUUGGUACAGCGAUUAAUAUAACCUCAAUUUUUUAAUACUCG